Messenger RNA from Clupea harengus (Atlantic herring), 924 nucleotides. RefSeq names its product homeobox C13b (gene hoxc13b). The record is from RefSeq and is a predicted model, not a curated record. Gene Ontology annotation, molecular function: DNA-binding transcription factor activity, RNA polymerase II-specific; DNA binding. Gene Ontology annotation, biological process: regulation of DNA-templated transcription. Lineage: Eukaryota; Metazoa; Chordata; Actinopteri; Clupeiformes; Clupeidae.
AUGACGACUUCGCUGGUCCUGCAUCCAUGCUGGGCGGACACCUUGAUGUACGUGUAUGAAAAAAGUCCGAAUGAAAAUAAUCCACAUAAAAACCAAUCCAUGGAGGGACUAAGCGGGAAUUGCCCCGCGACCCACUGCAGGGAUCUCAUCUCGCACCCGGCACUUGGCCGACACUCCGGGAGCAUUGCUACCCACCAGGGCUCCGUGUACCCCGACCUACCCUCGCAAGACGCCGGGCGACAGUGCCCUGCUCCGCAAACUUCGUCAAGCGCCUCGCUGGGCUAUGGCUAUCCAUUCGGAAGCCCAUACUACGGGUGCCGAUUGUCUCACUCGCACAAUGUCAACCUGCAGCAGAAGCCAUGCUCUUAUCACCCUGCCGAAAAGUACACGGAGCCGAGCGCAGCAUUGCCCACAGAGGAACUCUCCAGCCGAGCCAAGGAGUUCGCCUUUUACCCGAGCUUCGCCAGCUCUUACCAAACUGUCCCGGGUUAUUUGGACAUGUCAGUUGUGCCGGGAAUCAGCACGCACCCAGAGCCGAGGCAUGAAACUUUGAUUCCUAUGGACGGUUACCAGCAUUGGGCUCUGUCGAACGGAUGGGAUGGCCAGGUGUAUUGUUCCAAGGAGCAAACUCAGUCGACCCAUCUCUGGAAGUCUCCAUUCCCAGACGUGGUACCACUACAGCCCGAGGUCAGUAGCUACCGUCGAGGCCGCAAGAAGCGAGUCCCUUACACCAAACUCCAGCUGAAGGAGUUGGAGAAAGAGUACGCGGCCAGCAAGUUCAUUACCAAAGACAAACGACGGCGGAUCUCUGCAACCACCAACCUGUCUGAGCGACAGGUUACCAUAUGGUUCCAAAACCGUCGCGUCAAAGAGAAGAAAUUCAUCUGCAAAUCCAAGACAAAUGCCCACAUGCAUGCCACCUGA